AUGUCAGCAACAACUCGCGCAGAUAGCUCAAAUCCAAACAAUGUCACGGCGGAUGGAAGCAAUUAUGAGCUCACACAUGGUGGUGUAGGCUGGCCGUCAUCGGAAGAAGAGGACCCAGAUGAUUUGGAUGAGCAAUGGGACGAUUGGAUUGAGGAUGAAAGCACGCCUACCACCACUUUGAUUUACCCACCAGUCACGGCCCCAUCCGUCGAGGCCGCCCUCGAACAUGACCUCAAGAACUACGGAUUUUGCUUCAGAUCACUAAUCAAAAGACUCAAGCUCGACGCUGUUGGUAGAAUCAAACUGGUCAAUUGGAUUCGUGCCGGACCCUCGAACAGUCGGACAAAAUCUGAAUUGGAAAACUUGGCCGAGAAUGUGGAUUGGCUGCGUCAAGAUUCCGAAGAAUGGAUGAUUCCAAGCUUACCAGAGGAUGGGAUGUUAAGGUUUGACUUUGAUGAAGAGCUUGAAUUGGAUGGAACAAGUACAGCGGCGCGCAUGGUUGGCCCGUCCUGUGGAUCCGAAGUGGGCCUCAACCAACGCUUGCUUGCAACCCAAGAGGAACUAGAACGACUCAGAGCACUCAUGAAACGUACCCUACAUGACGGCACGGAUCCCAAGCUAUCAAACUCCCCACCCACCAACCGGUGGUAUAAAGUAGUACUGCCCCCGAGUGAUGGCGAUGGGCUACCUAGUGAAGAGAAAGCUCCCACAACACUCGUGGUGGAUUCGCAGUCUUCGGACGAAGAACAGGAUGAAUUAGAUGAGCAAUGGGACGACUGGGUUGAGGAUGAAAGCACGCCGACAUCUACUUUGGUUUAUCCCUCAGUCACCGCGUCAUCUGUCCAAGCCGCACUUGAACACGACCUCAACACCCAUGGGUUUUGCUUUAGAUCGCUGAUCAAAAAACUCAAACUGGAUGCUAUCGGUCGGAUCAAACUGAUUAAUUGGAUCCGUGCCGGACCCUCGAACAGUCGGCCAAAAAUCGAGUUAGAAAACCUGACCGAAGAUCAGGCUUGGCUGGGUCAAGACUCUGAAGAAUGGAUGGUUCCAAGCUUACCCGACGACGGAAUGCUACAAUUCGACUUUGAUGAAGAUCAUGAGGUCGAUGAAACAAGCAUAACGGCACGGUCGGUUAACGGACGCUCUGGAGCUGACCAGCCUAACCAUUCGAUUGACCUCAACGAACGCCUACUUGCAACGCAAAAGGAAUUAGAAGACCUGAGAGCUCUCCUACAUCGCACCAUGAAUGACGAUACGGAUUCCAAACUAUCAUACGCCUGA
Puccinia graminis f. sp. tritici CRL 75-36-700-3 is the source of this 1281-nucleotide messenger RNA. RefSeq lists its product as uncharacterized. The coding region runs from base 1 to 1281 and encodes 426 amino acids. Lineage: Eukaryota; Fungi; Basidiomycota; Pucciniomycetes; Pucciniales; Pucciniaceae. The transcript has 3 exons. The record is from RefSeq and is a predicted model, not a curated record.